AACAUUUGCUUGGGAAAACCUAUCAACUUGAACAAAACCCAACAUUUGAUGCAUGAUUUGCAUUAAGAAACCAGUAAAAAUCCCAUUUAAUUACUCAAUCUAAACUAUCCAGACAUUAAUAUUUAAUAUUUUAAUUUGUAUUGUAUGCAUCCCAAUUGGACCCUCAAAAGUGCAAAAUGGCAUUGCAGCAGUAUUUUCAGGCUUGUAAAUACGUCUCCCGAAACAAAGUUUACAUGACACAAUCAUCCAACAAUAGGCAAGGAAAGUCCCCGGCGGAGGAAUUCGCACCGCUAGCCACCACAUUCAGGCGGCGCUUGCUUGCCGGAGUCGGUUCAGCUUCCCUUGUAGCUGUUGGUGCAAAUUUUGGUGGCUUAACAAGUUUCCUCCUGGGGUUGGUACCUGAGAGUGGUCGAAGUUUGAAGCUGGACGUGCUUUAUCCAAUAGAAGGAUACAGUCGUCGGAUUGAAAACAAUGAAGGAUUUGAGUUCAUAUAUCCGGCGAGUUGGGUUGGUGAUCAAAGGUUGCUAUAUAGAGCAGCUGAGAGAUUAGAGAGAUCACUUGAUCCACUGCCUACCAAUAGUCCAAAAUCCGGUAACCGUCCCCGGAAGAAUGUGAACGAACCAAUCGUUGCAUAUGGUCCGCCUGGUUCAAGCGGGGAGCUGAAUGUUAGUGUCAUUGUUUCACCAGUUCCCCUAGACUUCUCAAUUGAAACAUUUGGAGGGCCAAAAGAGGUGGGUGAAGUGGUGGUUAAAACGAUAACUGGGCAACGCUCUGAUGUGAAAGGAACAUUGAUAGAAUCAACAAUGAGAGAAGAUCCUAAGAUGAAUGUGAAGUAUUAUGAGCUGGAAUUCAAGGUUGAAAGUCCUUCAUUCAAGCGUCAUAACGUUGCCGUUUGUUGUGCUCGUGGAGGUAAGACUUGAAGUAAGCUUCGAAAUCAAGCAAAUAACGAGACAGACAAAGGUUUCGUGAGAAUAUUUGCAACUUGAUCACACGCUGGCACUUCAUCGACAACAAGAAACCCAUCAGCCACCUUUUCGCGAACAAAAAACAGGUCAAGUUCAACAUGUUUGAAUUUAAAAUGUAAGAUUGGAUUAGCUGUAACAGCUACCGCACUUGAAUUAUCACACCAAACUAUAGGAGGAUCAGUAGAACUAAUUUGUAACUCUAUUAACAGAGAAACUAACCACGCAAUAUCACUAGAGACUACAGUAAGACUUCGAUAUUCAGCCUCUGCUGUGGACCGUAACACAAAUUGUUGUUUCUUAGGACACUAUAAAACAAGUGUGUGACCGAAGUAGACACAAAACCUUGUAGUAGAUCGAUGAUCAUCAAAAUCAAGACCCCAGUUGGCAUCAGCAUAUCCAACCAAAGACAGUCUAUUAGAUCGGUGAAAAACUAGCCCAUGAGUGAUAGUACCAUGUAAAUAUCUUAGGAUACGUUUCAAGGCUAUUAAAUGAACCGUAGUAGGUGCCUGCAUGAACGGACAGACACAAUUUACAGCAUAGGCAAUAUCUGGCCGAGUUAGAACCACAUAUUGAAGAGCACCAGCUAGGCUUUUGUAUUUAGUAGGAUCUGCAAACCGAUCACCUUCAUCCUUAGACAAAGUCGUGAACUAACCAUUGGCGUAUGAACACUCUUUGCAUUAGCUAUAGAACUUCUGUCAAGAAGGUCUCGAAUGUAUUUGCGCUGGCAUAAGUGCAGACUGCCAGUGGAGAACCUAUUGACCUCAACCCUUAAAAAAUAAUGAAGCUCACCCAUAUCUUUUAGAGAAAACUCAGUAUGUAGUUGCUGAACAAAAUAACUUAUUUCAUCAGUCGAACUGCCAGUAAUAAUAAUAUUUUCCACAUAGACCAAGAUAUAAAUAGUGGACUUGGUCGAAACUUUAACAAACAAUAAAGCAUAAGCUUUAGACAUAACAAAACCAGUAGAGGUAAAAAACUGUUUCAACUUUUCAAACCUGGCACAAGGAGCUUGUCGUAAUCCAUACAAAGCCUUCGUUAGACGGCAUACCAAAGGCUUACCAUUUGGUCCAUAUUGAACACAUCCUAGAGGCUGCUAUAUGAAUACUUCAUCAGUCAAGUCUCCAUCUAAAAAAGUAUUGUUUACAUCAACCUGACGAAGGUUUCAACCAUUAGAUACAGCAACAGAUAAAAUGGUUCGGAUCGUAGCAGGUUUGACUAUUGGGAUAAAUGUUUCUUUGAAGUCACACUCACGAACUUGAGAGCAUCCCUUUGCUACCAACCGUACUUUUCUACAAUUAACUGUCCCAUCAGGAUUCUUCUUGAUUUUGAAAAGCCAUUUGCACCAAAUUGUUUUCCGACCAGAAGGUAGAGAAACUAGUUCCCAGGUAGAGUUGGUCAUUAAAGCAUCAAAUUCAGCUUGAACAACACUUUUCCACUCCGUAUGAGCAAGAGCUUCCUCAACUGACAACGCCUUUGGCUUAAAAAUUCAUGUCUUAGACUGAGUAACCAUAGCAUAAGUAUUUCUUAUAGAAAGAGAAUGAAUAAUUGGAGACACACUAGAUUGAUUGACUGAACUAGCUUCUAUAGACAAACUUGAAAGACAACACUCGUUUAUAUUUUCCCCAAAUUUAGCUAGUGAAUCAACUGAGACUGACUGACUAGGAUGACACGUAUCUGGUAACUCAACCGAAACAGAUCGGUCAGAAUGGCAGUUUGGAGCAAGAGGCAGAGGUACAGUUGGUGACGAGAUAGUGGUGUUGCUGGGUUCUGUAGUAGAUCGAACAGAAGAGGUUCGAACAACAGGAACAUAUGUGAGAGAACUGGAAGAGGACUGAACAAUGGGUAAAGCAGGCAAGUGAAACAGAAAUCAACGUUCAUCAAACACAACAUGACGAGAAAUAACAACUUUACCCUCUGGUGUGAGACAAUGAUAGCCUUUAUAUUGAGAGCUAUACCCUAGAAAUGUAUAUGGCUGAGAGCGAAAAUCCAGUUUGUGUGACACAAAAGGACGUAAGUACGAAAAAAAACAAAAACCAAACACCUUUAAGUGAUCAUACUUAGGCUCAUGACCAUAAAAAUUCUAAUACAGAGACUGAUCUUUCAGAACCGAAGUAGGUAAACGAUUAAUAAGAUGAACAGCACUACAAAAUGCAUAUCCCCAAUAAUCUAUAGGUAGAUUAGCUUAGGCCAAGAGUGUAAGACCGGUUCCACAAUAUGUCUGUGUUUACGCUCAACAACCAUAUCUUGUUCUAAAGUAUGUGUGCAGGAAACCCGAUGAAGAAUCCCAUGACUAGCUAGAACUGAUGUAAAUGCACGAAACUCACCACCCCAGUCACUCUAAAACUUUUUUAAUUUUCUUUUCGAAUUGCAUGACAAUCAUUUUCUGAAAUGAAGAAAACAGUCAAGUGCUUGAGACUUACGUUUAAUCAAAUAAACCCAGAUAAACCAACUACACAUGUUUGCAAACGAAACAUAAUACAGAUUGCCCCCACAUGCAACAGGAGCUGGCCCCCACAAAUCGGAAGCAACCAAUUCAAAUAAUUUCAUAUAUUCAGUAGUAGAAUGUAAAAAGGGCAAUUUAUGUGAUUUCCCUUUCUGACAGGCAAUACAAACAUUAUCAAGACAUUUUUUAUUUGAAACAAUUUGACACUUAUCAAGAACAUGUUUAACAACUACAGCAGAAGGAUGACCAAGUCUAUUAUGCCUUAAUAACACAAUAAGACGGAUGAAAUUCAAAAAACACAUUAUUGUCAGUAACAAACUGAGACACAGACAUAAGAUUUUUUUGGAUGUUGGGCACACACAAAACAUUAGACAGAUGUAAUAACUUUUUUGUUGUAGGCAGAACCGUAUUACCAAUAGAUGAAAUUUUAGUAGGAGUUCCAUUUCCCAUGACCAAAAAAGAAGCAUUUGAAUAUGAAGCUGUCGUAUUUAACCCGGAAGUAUUCUGACAGACAUGAUGAGUGGCUCCUGAAUCUAGAUACCAGGACGAGGUCCCUACUGGUACAGGAACAUACGAAUCAGUGUUAUCAAAAUUAGAGUCAUAUUGUGUGGCAGCUGAAAAAUCAGAUGCACGAAAGUUAGGAAUUCAGGGCAGCCCAACACCCUUAGAGGAGUCAAAAUUAAAUACUCGAGCAUGAAGUUUAUUCCACCACGUAACCUCGAGACUAUUAUGUCGCAUAGAGCUGUCAAAGCCCGCAUAACUAGUAACGGGCUCAGAAGGAUUCUGUGCAAAAUUUUGACCAGCAUUAACAUAUCCAUUAUGCGGCCCACUAGGACUAUUCAGCCCAAACGACUAGUUUGAAAUAGUUGGCCUAGGCACCCCAGCAGCAGGCUCAAACUGUUGUUGGCCCAAGUUAUACCCAAAAGGAGACCCAAAUCCGUGCUCCAUAUCACGCCCAAAUACACGGCUUAAAUUACUUCCAUACUCACGCCCACUUUGCGACUGUACACACGGGCCAUACACCACAUGCGGGCCAGCCUGAGACCAAAUACAACCAUCAGUAAAAUAAUUAGGGUUCCUCCAAUUGAAAACCCCAUAUCCAAAUGCUGAAGACCACGGCCACCUUUCCUAUGAAGUCAGUUCGACCUCCAGAUGCUGCCUAGAUCCAUCAUAGGCAAGACAGCCGCAUUUAGAUUUGAAGUCAGAACACCAUCCGGAGACGUCAUGAACCUAGGCGAAGCAGGUAGAGUACCGUCUAAAAAACCUUGCAGCUCAUUUCCUUCUGUGAUUAAUCUGAUAUGUUGCUGCCACUGCAUAAAAUUCUUCUCAUCUAAUUUUAUUGUGUUAUGAUGAGGAAAAGCUUUAAUCAAUCAUGAACUGGAAAACGACGGAGUAGAAUGAUCAACGGACGUGGAAUCUUGUGAAUUAGCCAUAGAACAGCAGCGGGCAUCGACAGUAGGUGGUUAGGUGACUGAUACCAUGUUAGAUACUAUGCAGAAAAUGUAUGAAAAAGAUAAACUACUACGUAAUCCUUUCAAUUAAUAUUUCUUCUCUCUUGA
Messenger RNA from Gossypium raimondii (Peruvian cotton), 4964 nucleotides. Its product is annotated as psbP domain-containing protein 7, chloroplastic. The transcript is spliced from 4 exons. The record is from RefSeq and is a predicted model, not a curated record. Gene Ontology annotation, cellular component: photosystem II oxygen evolving complex; extrinsic component of membrane; photosystem II. NCBI's taxonomy places the organism in Eukaryota, Viridiplantae, Streptophyta, Magnoliopsida, Malvales, Malvaceae. Bases 177 to 920 code for a protein of 247 amino acids. Gene Ontology annotation, biological process: photosynthesis. Gene Ontology annotation, molecular function: calcium ion binding.